AUGGAACCCAUCGACGACGUUCCGAGAGGCUAUAGGUUCCUUCCCACGGCGAAGGAAUUGGUUGACUACCUCGUCAACCAUGUCGCCGGCACACCCAUCCCUUGCCGCGCUCUCGAAUUCGCCGACGUCUAUGGCACCGAGCCGUGGAAUCUUCUCGGCAGCGAUCGGCAGGAGGGCUAUUUCUUUACGGAGCGCAAGCCCAUGAACAGCCGUGACUGGCGCGUGAAACGAAAGGCUGGCAAUGGUUAUUGGCAUGGGAAUAAGAAUGAAACACUCGGCGAGUUCAUCGUCAACGGGCGCAUAGCGAGUGUGCAAAAGAACUACCUUUCUUUCAGGAAAGUGGAAGGCCAGCGGAAGAAGAACUCCGGGUGGACGAUGUGCGAAUAUGCGAUGUGUUAUUUCGACGGCGGCUUCGAGAGACGAGUUCUCUGUCACGUCAAGAAGAGCUCACAGAACUCGAAUCAGGCCUCCGUACUGGCGGCUUCUGACGGUGGAGGUGACCUUGGGAUAACCACGGAAAUGAUCGAAGCCGCAAGGAUCUCGUCGUCGUCGGUCGAUCAUGGCGGUGAGCAGAUGCACUGCCCCCUCGAUCACUCGUUCAAGAAGAGCCUGGAAGAGCUCGAAACCUUCUUGAUGUCCGAUGACACCAUCGCCCCCACCUCCUCAACCGAGGUCACGUGGGUGGCAGAGUACGAAGCCUCCUUGAGGUCCGUCUUGACUACGACUCCAAGGGCUGCGCUGUAA
Messenger RNA from Musa acuminata AAA Group (dessert banana), 744 nucleotides. Its product is annotated as NAC domain-containing protein 41-like. The record is from RefSeq and is a predicted model, not a curated record. The coding region runs from base 1 to 744 and encodes 247 amino acids. Gene Ontology annotation, biological process: regulation of DNA-templated transcription. Gene Ontology annotation, molecular function: DNA binding. The transcript has a single exon. Lineage: Eukaryota; Viridiplantae; Streptophyta; Magnoliopsida; Zingiberales; Musaceae.